AUGAUGUCCUGGCCGGAAGAACCACAGUCUCAUAAUGGUAAUGGUGAGUAUUUAGACGCUGAGCUUCAUGAAUCAAGUUACUUUCAUCCAUUGGACGGUAGUGACGAGCGUUCACAACACGGCACGACAAACUUUCUGAGUGCUAACAACGGUGUAAACCAUGUGGGACUCACGUAUUCGGCUUCUUGUCCAUCAUUCUCGGGACUAGAUGAUGUUGACGACCUCAUAGGUGGAGCAGUGGGCUCUAACGGCCUAAUGUCGUACCCGUAUGGGUCACAGGAGCCUCUCGUGGAUACUAUAAGCUCCGAUGGAAAUACACUGUUUACUGGAGACAAAACUUUGGAGAUGCUACUGCAAUUUCAGCAGGAUUAUCAGACCACGUCGCAGCGUCAGUUUCCACGUCAACACGUGAUGGGCCAAUCCAUAGACUUGGUACAGCAGCAGAUGGCAGGAGGACGACGUGGUUUGCACGGCUCACAGUCGUUUACCAGUUUGUCCAGCAUGAUGGACGACUCUAAUUGUAUAAAUGCUAAUAGCAAGCGGAAGAAAGGAACGGAGCGAUGGAUGAAGCUACAGCGUCACAAGUCGUUCGAUUCUACGACGAAUAUUUCAGAAUCAUUUGACUUGGACCCACAUGUGACAUUUGGCAUCUCAUUGAGCACGUUGACUCCUACUCCGGACCAGCUUCUGCAAGGACCGCCGCACAGCGACAUGAUCGGAUUCUGUGCGAGCGAUCUGUCGAAUUCGAUGCAAACAGAUGGCUCGAACUGGCCCCCAGUUGCCUAUGGAUCCGCACCGAGCUCCAUCGGCGGGAAUUAUAUGCAACAAGCGCACCACAGGCGACACUGUCAUCAACAGGAGCAAGCUGAUGUACAGUCACUCAGUGAUGCUGGCGGUGAUACUUCGGUUUGUACUUCGGCGGAAGUGGGACCAGCGUCGGAGCUGGACAUGCUGCUUUCAGAUAACGAGCGUGCAAAUCUUUUCGAUGCUAUACGGAAGUUUGAAUCGCCCGGCGGACUAGAGCCUAUCAGUGCCCUCAACCUGUUCCAAAACAAGUACAACGAAGCACACAGAUACUUUCAUUCUCCGGUGGACCCCGAAAACCACAAGAAAUUUUGCCAUAACGCCGAGAGACCGCUCUCAUUGGACUCUUCAACUACACUCUCAGCAGGUAUGCCCCCUUCCGGUUGCGUUUCAAUGCGCACGCGCCUCCACCAAAUUCUGGUGCUCUCUGUGCAGAACUCGGAUGCUGGGUCUUCGUUAUCGUCUUACGAGCGAAAUUAUUUGAUGCAGUCACCGUUGUUUUUCCCAGCAAGGGCACCCGAGACAGCAGGGUCCUUGUGGUUGCUGCUGCACGCUGCCCAGUGUGAAAGUGGAUGUGAGAUUGCGGGCUGCAGCGUAAUGCGCCGAGUUUUGGCUCAUUGCUUAGGUUGCGAGCUGGUAGUUGGCAAGUGCAAGCAGCCCUGUAACGACGCGAAGGCUAUGCUUCUCCACUACGGUUCUUGCAACAGCAAAGGUAGCAUGCAUGGACGUUCGUGUUCCGUGUGCUGGAACCUUCUAGAGAUCGACAUUUCGCAUCAAGCGCUCAGCAAUGGCAAUGGUGGAGGAAAGUCCAGUGGUCAAACUUCAAACAGCGCACCGUCGUCGUUCGUGGCAACAUCGCCUUCCCCGCAAACGGGCACCCCAUCGCUGGUGCCAGUGUCUGUGAGUCCUGGAUGGGGCGGUUCGACUGCGUAUCGCUCACCAUCCAGACGCUCAACAAGUCGUAUUGGCACUUCCAAGCAUGUGCCUAUCCAGCCAAAUCCUCUUCCGACGGCUUCCAACCCAAUGGGACUAAUGGGCGCAUUGCCACCCCAAUUUGGGCACCCUCUUUCUUUGUACUUGGAGCAAACGUCUGCUUCGUUCCGAGCGGAGGUUAAGUCUCGUGUUGAGAAACGGGUAACUGCUGCUGCUGGCCAAGACUUGUUGCAGCACAUGCAGAAGAAGACGCGACUGCGAAGCCUGGACAAUCUCCGCUUAGAAGCUCGAACUACCGUCCUAGGAGAGAUGGAGCGUGAACUUCAUCGUCACAUGCAAGCGUACAACUGGGCCAACAUAACUUCGUGCGAAAACGUACCGGAAGGAGCAUUACAACUCUUUCCGUACCUGACAAACUUUUCCUUGGCUGAAUUCGGUGCCUUUCAAGCGCAGCAGCUUACAUCCCAGACAUCUAAACCACCUGCAGCCUUUUCAUCUUCACCAUCGGUGCGUACUCGACGAUCAGGUUCCUAUGAAUUCGCACCCAAUGACAGUCUGUCCAAGGAACGACGUUUCUUCGUGUGA
This is a messenger RNA of Peronospora farinosa, 2322 nucleotides long. NCBI's taxonomy places the organism in Eukaryota, Oomycota, Peronosporomycetes, Peronosporales, Peronosporaceae. The record is from the annotation of a GenBank genome assembly.